Messenger RNA from Penicillium antarcticum, 2256 nucleotides. It is a transcript of the gene crzA, whose product is annotated as putative C2H2 transcription factor Crz1. Bases 1 to 2256 code for a protein of 751 amino acids. Lineage: Eukaryota; Fungi; Ascomycota; Eurotiomycetes; Eurotiales; Aspergillaceae. Gene Ontology annotation, molecular function: RNA polymerase II cis-regulatory region sequence-specific DNA binding; DNA-binding transcription factor activity, RNA polymerase II-specific. The transcript is spliced from 2 exons. Gene Ontology annotation, biological process: regulation of transcription by RNA polymerase II. Gene Ontology annotation, cellular component: PcG protein complex; transcription regulator complex. The record is from RefSeq and is a predicted model, not a curated record.
AUGGCCUCGCAUGACCAGAACCAAGGCCCGGGUCAUGGUCAAUCGGAUAUGAAGCAUCGCAGUGUGAGCCCGUCGCCACACCUCCAAUAUCAUGAUCCAAACUCCGGAAUGGGCGUCGACCCCUCCAUGACCGCCUAUACGACCCCCUCCUUCCACAACCCCGACGGAAGCAUGGGCGCUGAGCAAUAUGGGUACCCAGACUAUCUCUCCCAGGCGCCUCCGGCACAGACAUUAUCUCCACCGGCCGACCAGAGCUAUCCCCCAGCUAUCAAUACAAACAUGCCGAUGGCGCAGUCGUUCGAGGCGAGCCUGGUCAAUCAGCUCGAACACUCGUCGACAGGACUCAGACCGAUGCAGGACGACAACUUUUCCAACAUGCUCAAUACAAACCCGGCAGAAAUGGACUUUUCGGUCUACCAGAACCAUAGUCCGAACAGCACCACCGCGUCGGAGUAUGACUCCUCUUUGUUGCUGGAUCCGCAGAUGCACCAACGCCAGACUGUGAACCAGGCCAUUAACCCUGCCGAUCUGGUCAGCCCCAUCUCCAAUCCCUCCGCCUCUUCGCAUCCCUCAUCGCAGGAUCAGCAGCAUUCUUCACCGGGUCCUAUGUCCCCUCCGGGAUCUACUCCGGGCACAUACUACACUCCUCAGCAUUCACGGCACACCUCGCUAGACCCGGCGACUGCGGCCUACCUCAGCGCUCAAUCAGGUCCAGACUGGGGACAUAUUAUGAACAAUGCCUCUUUCCGGGGCCAUCGACGUGCGCCAUCUGAGGUGUCUGAAGUGUCCUCGGCCAACCACUCCCCCUAUGUGUCCCAGCAUGAAUUUGACGGUAUUGAGAGCAAUGCGUCGCCUUCGUUGGCACCUCAGAAUGACCCUGCUUUGUAUGAAAAUGCUCUGGGCAUUGAAUCAUUCACUCUGUCAGAGCAGCAACAACAAGGAAUCAGCCCGCUUCACAGUCCAUAUAUCUCGCCGCGGUUAAUGCCACAGCAGGGUGGGGAGAUGGUUCCCAAUAACGCUUAUCUGGGACCGAACUCUCAGUUCCCUUCUGCGCCGACAGAUAUGUAUGGCAUGCCUUCAGAUGACAUGAUGAAUAUGGGCCAGUUGAACAAUGUUCCCGGUGACAUCGGUCAGGCUUCGCAGAUGGCACCUCCGUCUAUCAAUGUCGAGUUUGCUCCGCCGUUGCGGAAUCCCAACUUUGAUCCGUCCAAAUCGACGGCUGAUUAUGAUUCUUUGAGUCCUCCUGCUAUGCGGUCUCGCGUUCGUAGCAAAUCUGAUCCAUACCACCCUGCAACUCGUUCACGCUCUCCUGCAGCUUCAGUAACAAGCUUGGAGCCGCACGCUCCUAACACCCCGCGAUCCCUGUCGCCGGUUGGUUCAAUUGGCUCACACUCACGGAGUAGCCCCAGCUCGCGAGAUGCAUCACCCUCUCGAUCCAACCGACGUCUGUCUACAUCAUCAAUUGAGAAUCGAAACUACAUCCUAGACCUGGCAGAUCCACAACGACCCGGCGCAGCACCUGGAGAACCAAAACGGAUCCAAAAGCACCCUGCAACUUUUCAGUGCAAUCUAUGCCCGAAACGAUUCACCCGCGCCUAUAACCUCCGCUCCCAUCUCCGUACCCACACAGACGAAAGACCAUUUGUAUGCACAGUCUGCGGCAAAGCUUUUGCACGACAACACGACCGCAAGCGCCAUGAAGGCCUCCACUCCGGUGAAAAGAAAUUCGUCUGUCGAGGCGAGCUCUCGCGCAGCGGACAAUGGGGCUGCGGCCGGCGCUUUGCCCGUGCAGAUGCUUUAGGCCGGCAUUUUAGAUCCGAAGCCGGUCGAGUCUGCAUCAAGCCAUUGCUCGAUGAGGAAUCACAAGAGCGAGACCGUGUCAUGCUGGAACACCAGCAGCAGGCUCAGCAGCCAUCUGGCCAUUUGCAGCCUGUCCCUCAGCCACUCGUUAUGCCCAACAUGCCUGGCAUGGACGGGCAGUCCACGGGUAACUUCGUACUUCCUGCUGCCCUCUUGGCUCAGUAUCCCGCUCUGCAGAACCUGCAGUGGGAUCAGAUCCCUGCUGCUGGUGAUGAGCCUGGGGACAUUGGUGGGCGGAGUAGCUUUGAUGCUAGCUCUGGGGGUGAGUUUGGAUUUGAUGAAGAUGAUUCGGGGAUGGGUGGUGGUUAUGGUAAUAACCACGGCAAUAUGUAUAGGGUUAACAACCCUGGACAGAUGCUUGGUGAACAGGGGUAUGAUCAGAAGUGGAGUGGAUGA